AUGCAAAAAGUAGCAAAAAAAACAUAACAUUUUGCUAAAUCUAUGGAUUCAAUAAAUCCACGAUCCAAAUCUUGUUCUCCAAACGACCCCUUAGUUGGAAUGUUUUAAAAACGAUACACUUUUACAAUGCACUUCAUACAUUCAUUGUAUACUCAAAUGAUACUCUGUGAGACCCAAUUUUAUCAGGAUUAGGGAAGGGUGCAGAUACUAAUUGUUUUCGCGGGGCAUUAAUUAAUACCUAACUUCCGAAUUGGCCCUAUCUAACCAUAAUUAAAAAAAUUCCUAUUCAAUAUUAAUUAGCAGUGGCUAUAUGAUCCGGUCCGGUUAAAUUUGACCAAAUUGAUCCUGUCCCAGUCCGGUCUUUUCGGGAAUAUAAGGACCAAAAAUUGGAUUGGAUACAGUCCGGUCUUGAUCCGGUUCGGUCCCAAUUUUAUCUUGAUUUUAGGUGUUGGGGGUCUCCUAUCCGGUCUUUAUCCGGGGUUUUUACCUCAAAUCUAAGCCCGAAUAUGAGAUUGAAUUGUUUGCUAUCCGGUCUCAAUCCAGUCCCGAUCCGAGUUAUACGAUCCGGUUUCGAGUAAAACCAAACAGUGAGACCAAAUAACCAGCCCUAAUAUUAAUGGAGUAGAGGAUGUUCGAAGCGCGAGAGAACCACCUCCACCUAAGUGAAGUUUCGUCACCAAUGUACAAAUAUAUAACUCAAUGAAUGGUUGCGCGGUUAGUUAAAUCGAAAUUAUAUAAUCUCCUGUAACUGUGAGGGAAAAGUACACGUCAGGGAGUAAGGGCCUUGGGGAGCGGCGUGGCAGUCUGUGGUUGGAUGGAGUGGGUGAGGUGGACCCCACUUUCAAAAAUGGGGAGGUCCACGUGUACUGCAGGUAGUAGAUUCAGAGUUCACGACUUCACGUGAGCUUUGUAGCUGCCGCUCAGUGACUCGCCAGUCGCCACUUAGUAGCAGCAGCGUGAGAGCAGGGAAAAGAAAGAAAAAAAAUAAACAGGUCGGAUAUGGCGGAAAUGGUCACGGGAGUUUGGGAUCACUAGCAAUUAUUAGUACUUAGAUUUUGUACCUUUAACAUUAUUUGAAAUCGAGGUGAAACAGGGUUACUUGGACGAAUAUCCUAUUAUUGUUGGGGAGAUGGAAUUGGAUGAAGUGCGAAUUUGCUGAAGCUUAACACUAAUAAUAUCCUAUUAUUAGUGUUUGUAUUUCUCGUUUUAGGGUUUCAAGCUCAUUUUAAGGCUUCGUGCAUGGAAAAUGUGGGAGGAGACUCUCAAAUUCUAGAGGGAGAGAGAGUUCACAGGCUCACUAGUGGCUUAAAGGUUUGUAAGGGCAUUUUUACGGUUGCCCAGGAAUAUUUUUUCAAGUGUAAAUUCAGAUAUUUGGAGGAAAAACUCCUAGAGCGGCUUCAGGGGUGGAAGCAAAAGACGUUGUUGUGGGCUGCUAAGGAAACUUUAAUUAAGUCCAUAGCAUUGGCUCUUCAAUUGGUUAGCUGGAUGGAUAAGCCGAGCUGGAUUAAAGUUUGGGAGGCAAAAAUUCCUCCGAAGUUGAAGGUAUUUGUUUGGCAAAUUCUUAAUCGGGCUCUGCCGACUAUGGAGGCGCUUAUUGAGAAAAAGGUCCCGGUGCUACAACGGUGUCCAUUUUGUUGGGAUGGCCCAGAGACAAUGGAACACUUGUUCCUUUAUUGUCCGGUGGCGCGGGCUCUCUGGGAUUAUUCUGGGCUGGAAUAGUUGAGAGAGGGUUUGCCUCGGCAGACUUUUCCUUUGUUUCUCAAACGUCUGUUGGGUUUGAUCCAUCACCCAUCGAUGGUUAUGGCUGUUGUUGCCAUUCUUUGGAGGAUCUGGAGAUCUCGGAAUCGGGUGGUCUUUGAAGGCAAGCAAUUUGGGAUCCCGGCACUCAUGCGACAGUUUUACCAGCAGUAUGAGGAAUGGAUGGGUCUUCCGGCGGAUCAGGCGCCUAGGGUACAACUCCCGAUAAUGCCCUCAACAUCACAUUUGGAUGAUUCCCAUUGGGUUUGCAUGUGGGACGGGGCUACUAAGAGUGGGUCUCAUCCGGCUAGUAGGAUGGUUCUUUUUGACCCAGCUCGGACACUCUUUCUGGCUAGAGGGGUCCAGUUUGCUCAAAUGGAUGAUCCUGCUGUGGUGGAAUUGCAUGUGCUUAGGGAAGCUAUUAUUUGGUGUAUGGAGCAAGAUUUGUCGGAGGUCCGAUUUGAGGGCGAUGCGAAGGUGAUAAUCGACAAAAUUAAUCAGGCCAACACAAGAGAUAGCCGGUUGGGUGCUGUUCUUGAAGAGAUUGAUCAGUAUUUUCGUGCUCAGCCUGGCUUUAGUGUGCGUUUUGUAGGUCGGGAGAACAAUAGGGUAGCUCAUUUGGUAGCUAGGAAAGCCCUCUCUUUGUACCCGACUAUGAGUUGCUUUUUUGAUUUCCAGACCUGGCUGGUUUCCAGGGUGUAACUAUCUUCUUAUUUGAUCAAUAUAUGAUAUCUUUUGACAAAAAAAAAGAUCGACAUCGUUCGUACGUAACUAGACAAAAUUAUGAAAUGCAAGUUCGAUAAAAGUAGUGAUCAAUUUGUUAAUCGCUCUAGAUCAAGUUCGAUAAGAGUUACAAUUUGGUGCAAAUAAGGGUUUGGUUCGAUGGUAAUAUUAUAUUAGUUUUAAAUCCGAAGGUUUAAUUAAGGUUCGAAUUCAUUCAGUAACACCUAACUAAAAACUGAACAUAUAUAUAUCACCCCUUAUUAAAAAAUAGUUACAAAUCGGUUCUUCAACUGUGAGAAUCUACAAUUGAGAAAAUGUAGUGUGUAUUGAUUUCUUCAACUGCAUGCAUGGUCGUUUGGAGAAUAUAAGUUUAAAUUUAUAGAUUGUCAACAAUCUAAAAAUUCUAACUCUUCGGAUUGUUGAAAAUAAAUUUUGAAAUGUUUAUUAUUUGGUAACUAUGAUUGUAAACAGUCAAUGAAAAUAAUUUUUUUAAUUUAUAUUAAAUAACAUGUUUAUCCUUAAUAAAAAAAUUAGAGUGGUUCGAGAAAUAUUAAAAAACUUUUUUGAUAAAUAUAUUUAAUAUUAUAAAUAAAUAUAAGAAAGAAAGAAAGAGAAAAGGUAGGAGAAAAAAAAUCUCACAAAUCAAGAUAUAGAAUCUCUCUGAUUAUGAAAGAUUUGAUAUACGUAAAUUUAGAGUUUUGAAAUCUCUAAAGCUAAAAUCUACCAUACAAAAAGCAACAAAAAACAUAAAUUUCUACAAAAAAAACUACGGACUUAAUGAAUCCACGCCUUAAAUCCUGUUCUCCAAACCACCCCACAGCUAUCGAAAUUUCAUACGAGGAGCUCAGAUUUCAUUUUUACAUGCAUUUUUCUUUUUGAUGGAUUUGUACAUGCAUUUGAGAAAAGCUAAACAAGCUGCUUUUAUAUUAUUUUCAUUCUACUAUUUACUAAACAACGAUUUUGAUUUCAUGUGCUUUUAUUUGUUGAUUUCUAAAUUUACGAGCAAGAUCAGAUAUAUAGAAUUACAUAUGAAUUUUAAAUAACACAAUGAUCGAUCAAUUUCUAAUAAUAAAAAUUAUAAUCAAAAUCAUAAUGUUCUCUUCUCCUCCGAUUACCCAUUAGGAAUCAGAACAUCCCACAAUGAAAUAGGGUAACUUGGUUGACAAAGGUCAUGCACAAAACCUCCAAUAUCAUGCUCUAGAAGUAUCAUCUGGUUUCGUACUUUCAUAUCAUCUUUCGGAUUCGCUGUAGAGUUUUUGGCGAUCAAUCAACACAAAUCCAGUUAUAAUUUGUCAAAAUAUUUUCUAGGAAUUACAUAUGUUAAGUUUAAUUGAUAUGAUCUAUAUAUGCCACAUGAUCCAUGCACGUUCAACGAAAGCCUACUCCACCAUUUCUGAUUUUUCUGACGACAAAUUGCCUGUAAGUAAUAAUUUGUCCAAUUUAAAGUACACAAAAUCGCAUCUAAUCAUGAAGCAGCGAUGUAACGCCAUAAUUAAAACUGAAAUUAUACCUACUAAUUAUUAUUAUGAUAUCAGGGUUCCUCCUUUUCCUACUUUAGCGUUGUAUCAAAACAUUAGAUAUACUUGUCAAACAAAAAUGUAAGCUCAUUAUGCAGCUGAUUAUAUUUUUAACGUGAAUACAUAUAUAUGAUUACUCGCAAUAACAUCGGAUUAAGGUGUAACCACUAACAACAAGUGCUUAACAUCAUAUUCGUAGACCCAAUCUUCAAGAAAUUGAGCACAUGGAAAUAAUACUUCGAAAAAUCAUUUCAAAACGUGUUUCUUGUUACAGAUUAUUUGAUUAAUUGAUUCCAUCAAAUAAUUACAUUAGCACGUUAUUUUAUCUUUUAAGAACAAAAGAAUUUAUAAGAU
Linum trigynum is the source of this 4331-nucleotide messenger RNA. The record is from the annotation of a GenBank genome assembly. Lineage: Eukaryota; Viridiplantae; Streptophyta; Magnoliopsida; Malpighiales; Linaceae.